This is a messenger RNA of Pantherophis guttatus, 2376 nucleotides long. It is a transcript of the gene NELFB, whose product is annotated as negative elongation factor complex member B. NCBI's taxonomy places the organism in Eukaryota, Metazoa, Chordata, Lepidosauria, Squamata, Colubridae. The record is from RefSeq and is a predicted model, not a curated record. Gene Ontology annotation, cellular component: NELF complex; nucleus. Gene Ontology annotation, biological process: negative regulation of transcription elongation by RNA polymerase II.
UUUCGCCGCCGCACCGCAGCCGUUACGGGGCGGGAGGACCCCGCGCGGGCUGCGGAGCCUCGGCAUCAUGUUCGCCGGCUUGCAAGAGCUCGGCGUGGCCAACGGGGAGGACUUGAAGGAGACGCUGACCAAUUGCAUGGAGCCCCUCAAGGCCAUCGAGCAGUUCCAGACAGAAAACGGCAUCCUGUUGCCCUCUCUUCAGUCCGCCCUCCCUUUCCUGGACCUCCAUGGAACCCCUCGGCUGGAGUUCCACCAGUCGGUGUUUGAUGAGCUGCGUGAGAAGCUUCUGGAGAGGGUCUCGGCUAUCGCCUCUGAAGGAAAGGCCGAAGAAAGGUACAAAAAGCUGGAAGAUCUCCUGGAGAAGAGCUUCCCUCUGGUAAAAAUGCCAUCCAUCCAGCCAGUGGUGAUGUGCGUCAUGAAACAUCUGCCCAAGGUUCCCGAAAAAAAGUUGAAGCUCGUGAUGGCCGACAAGGAUCUGUAUAAAGCCUGUGCCGUGGAAGUGAAACGCCAGAUCUGGCAAGAUAACCAGGCUCUGUUUGGAGACGAGGUUUCCCCGUUGUUGAAGCAGUAUAUCCUGGAGAAGGAAAAUGCUUUAUUCAGUAACGACCUCUCGGUGCUGCAGAACUUCUUCAGCCCUUCCCCUAAGAUGAGGCGGCAGGGAGAGGUGGUUCAGAAGCUGACCCAGAUGAUCGGGAAGAACGUGAAGCUGUACGACAUGGUCCUCCAAUUCCUCCGGACUCUCUUCCUUCGGACACGGAAUGUCCAUUAUUGCACAUUAAGGGCGGAGCUCCUGAUGUCCCUCCACGAUCUGGACAUCAGCGAGAUCUGCACGGUGGACCCUUGCCACAAGUUUACUUGGUGCCUCGAUGCUUGCAUUCGUGAAAAGUUCGUCGACAACAAGCGGGCGCGGGAGCUGCAGGGUUUCCUCGACGGAGUGAAAAAAGGCCAAGAGCAAGUCUUGGGGGACCUGUCGAUGAUCCUGUGUGAUCCGUUUGCCAUUAACACCUUGGCUUUGAGUACCAUCCGGAAUUUGCAGGAGCUGAUUGGUCAGGAAGUGUUACCCAGGGAAAGCCUGGAGCUCUUGUUACUUCUGAGGAUGCUGUCCCUGGGACAAGGAGCUUGGGAUGUAAUCGACAGCCAGAUCUUCAAAGAACCCAAACUGGAAGUGGAUUUGAUCACCAAAUUUCUGCCCAUGCUGAUGGCCUUCGUGGUGGACGACUACACCUUCACCGUGGAUCAGAAGCUGCCUGCGGAAGAGAAAGCGCCAGCGUCUUACCCCAGCGCCAUCCCUGAGAUGUUUCCAAAAUUUCUGCAAGAGCAGCGGAUCGCUUGUGAGAUCGGCCUUUACUACGUGCUUCACAUCACCAAGCAAAGGAACAAGAACGCAUUGCUUCGCUUGGUCCCCACCCUGACAGAGACUUUUAACGACCUGGCCUUUGGUGACAUUUUCCUGCACCUGUUCACCGGCAACCUCACCUUGCUGGCUGACGAAUUUGGGCAAGACGAUUUCUGCGCUGUCCUUUUCGACCGCUUCUUCCUGACGGCCUGCCCCAGGAAGGACAACGUCCACCGGCACCUGCUGAGGAUGCUUCUUCACCUCCAUCACAAAGUGGUCCCCGCCAAGCUGGAGUCGCUGCAGAAAUCCUUGGAACCCACCAAGCAGAGCAGCGAAGCGGUGAAAGAGCUUUUCAACCAGCUGGGCGAGAAACUGGAAGUCCGCAAAGCCAGCCCUGUCCCAGAAGCCGAGGCACCACCGAUGGAUUUGCCCCUCCCGACAGUAUCUUCUACCCCGGUUCCACCAUAGAUAGCCUCCCCUCCCCUCUCCCCUCAUUCCUUCUGGGGAAUGAGCCAGGGUCUUUCCUGGCCUUGGGCACAGAGGUGGGGCAUCGGUUGGUGCAGAAAUCACCUGGGCGACCUUGAACAAAGCUUCUCAGCUGCCCGCUUAGGGUCUCAUCUAAUGGUGUAGGUGCCUCCCCUAGAAGUGGGGAGGGGGCUGCACAAUUAAGGGUAAGGUUGGGGGUGUUUUUUUUUGAAGGGGAAGAUCAUUUAGGGCAGGGGUCUCUCCAACCUUGGCGGCUUUUAAAACUUUUGGGGACUUCCAACUCCCAGAAUUCCUCAGCCAGCCAGCCGGUUGAAGUCCACAAGUUUUCAAAUUGCCACGUUUGGGGACCCCUGAUUUAGGCUGUCUGGAUAAUAGCCCUGGAAGGGGCAGGGCAAGUUUAAAUCCAGAUGUUAUUUUUGAAAAAAAAACAAAAAAAAAUUGUGUGUGUAGGAAACGCACUAAAGGAAUGAUAAAAGUUGGGAAUAAUUUGUUCGUGCUUUUUUUUUUUUCUUUUCCCCCCCCUAGUGUAGGAAAAAUAAACUUUCCAAGCUCUG